AUGUUCAGAGAAUUUUCAGCAUAUUUGACACUCGCUUUAGCCAUGUCUAGGGCGUGGGCAGCUCCCGUAAAUCUCUCGUCAUCGUUAUCAAUGAAUGAAGGGCAAAGUCUCCCGGCGGAAAGCAUAGUGGGGUUUUUGGAUUUGACUGGCGCAGAUGAUUUGGCCCUCUUUCCGGUGUCUAAUGCUACCAACACCGGAGUCCUUAUUGUGAACACCACCGUGUUGGACAGUGCUACGGAGAGUAAAAAGCGUGGGAAGAGAAACGCCAACGCGGAGGCCGAACCAUGGCAGUGGCUCCGUCUUGGCCGUGGCCAGCCCAUGUACAAGCGUGAAGCUAACGCAGAGGCAGAGGCCUGGAGCUGGUUACGUCUUGGGAGAGGACAGCCCAUGUAUAAGCGAGACGCGAAUGCAGAGCCGGAACCUUGGAAGUGGCUACGUUUGGGUCGCGGCCAGCCAAUGUACAAGAGAGACGCUAGUGCGGACGCCAAUGCGAAUGCCGAACCUUGGAGGUGGCUACGCCUAGGACGCGGCCAGCCUAUGUAUAAGAGAGAUGCCAGCGCCGCGCCAGGCGCACAACCGUGGCGUUGGUUGCGGCUCGACAGGGGCCAGCCCAUGUACUAA
Messenger RNA from Lachancea dasiensis, 621 nucleotides. NCBI's taxonomy places the organism in Eukaryota, Fungi, Ascomycota, Saccharomycetes, Saccharomycetales, Saccharomycetaceae. The record is from the annotation of a GenBank genome assembly.